This is a messenger RNA of Oryzias latipes (Japanese medaka), 2584 nucleotides long. RefSeq names its product receptor accessory protein 2 (gene reep2). Gene Ontology annotation, cellular component: endoplasmic reticulum membrane; endoplasmic reticulum tubular network; cytoplasmic microtubule. Gene Ontology annotation, biological process: endoplasmic reticulum tubular network organization. The record is from RefSeq and is a predicted model, not a curated record. Gene Ontology annotation, molecular function: microtubule binding; taste receptor binding. NCBI's taxonomy places the organism in Eukaryota, Metazoa, Chordata, Actinopteri, Beloniformes, Adrianichthyidae.
AUCAAACAGCCGUGAUCUGGCCCUUUAAGAUCCCGCCUUUCCAGGAGUGAAUGAGACCUUAGCAGACUGCAGCAGCAGCCCCUCCUCGCCCUCCUCCUUUCCUCCUUCCCUCCUUCCCCUCCCCGGCUGCCGUUUGUCCACCUGACGCCACAGAGGAGCCGUGGACUGGCAGCAGCCUCCUGGAGGGGAAAUGGGGGGCGCCUAGCUGCAGCAUCGUCGCGCAACUAGUAAAGCCACCCAGAUUUUCCCGAAGCCGCUAAAAGGGGCCACGGCCGGCUGUCCUGCAAGAUGGUAUCUUGGAUCAUUUCGAGGAUAGUCGUCCUUGCCUUUGGGACCCUGUACCCAGCUUACUCCUCAUACAAGGCUGUCAAAACGAAAAACGUGAAGGAAUAUGUGAAAUGGAUGAUGUACUGGAUAGUGUUUGCGUUGUUCACCACAGCAGAGACGGCCACAGAUUUGCUCCUAUCAUGGUUUCCAUUUUACUUUGAGCUAAAGAUUGCUUUUGUAAUCUGGCUCCUGUCCCCGUACACAAAGGGCUCCAGCGUCCUCUACCGCAAGUUUGUACAUCCAACUCUCUCCAACAAAGAGAAGGAGAUUGAUGAGUACAUCGCUCAGGCCAAAGACAAGAGUUAUGAGACCAUGAUGAGGUUUGGAAAACGGGGCCUCAACCUCGCCGCUAAUGCUGCCGUCACCGCGGCCACCAAGGUGGGCCGCUCUUUCGGGCAGGGCGUGCUGUCAGACAAGCUGCGGAGUUUCAGCAUGCAGGACCUGACGCUCAUCAACGCCGACGACGACCUGGUUCUGCACCCCUCCGAGGUCCGCAUGAGACGAGAGCACACGGACAACAUGGGGUCCGGGGUCAGCACGCUGCCCAGGGCCAAGAGCACUGCUGCACGCCAGACUCGCUCGGUGGCGGCUGCGUCUCUGGCGGACGACGCCUCGUCCCAACACAGCUCCGACCAGUCAGACACGAGGACCGAGCAUUCUGACGACGAUUUAGGAGACAAGGCGCCCAAACGCAACACGGCUGGAAAGACGACCAAGAAACCCGCUGCAGUGAAAACUGAGACUCAAGCCAAGACUGUGAAGAAGACAACCAAGAAAAAGACCACAACCAAUAACGCGGAGACGCCACCUUGAGUCCUGCUGUCCACGGCCCCGCCCCCUGCUCUCCGUCCGCCCACAGCCAGCGGUCUCCUUUGCCUUCACCCCGCUCUAAGAACUGAAAUUCUCUCGCUCUCUACGUGCAGACGGUCUUUUAAAAAGUACGUUUUGGUUCGGAGAGAUGCUCUCACAUUCACUGGCUUAUAUAUAUUAUAUAUAUGUUUUUAAAGAUGUUUUAGCGUGAGCUUAAAUCCUGGUGGAGUUUCCCCGAUCAGCAGCUUUUUUUUAAAGGUCAGUAGAUACUCGGACGCGUCCGAAAAGAGAAGUAUUCUUUGUGGAUGGAAGAAGUAAAGUGACGUCUCAUCUGUGUCAUUAGCUUCUUUCUGCAGGUUUGGUUUAAUCUGCCCCGCAGGGGGCAGUAAAAGUCCCUCUUUGUGGCUGGGCUGCAGCAGUAUAUGUCUAAUGUUUACAAACUGCUGUCUUUAUGUUUUAGCAGCUUCACAUUCUGUAUAUUUUCUUCUUCAUUUGGGCUGACUGAUUUUCAUUUUCCUUUGAUCUCAGAGAAGCUAGCCCAGUGAAGUUCAGUCUCUUUGGGUACGUUUACUUUCUGGCCAGGUGCAAGACUGAUACCAAGGCGGUUCAUUCCUUCCGAGCUUGGUUUGUCUCCAUUUUGCCGCCAUUCUUGGGUUGAAACUUAAUAAUUCCCUGAUGCCAGAAGCUUUCCAUCAUUUGUGUUUGACAUUCCAAAGUAAGGUUUUCCCCUGCUUCUGAGAGCUUUGGGGAUCAUAGUUUUUUUUUUUUUUUUUUUUUAUUGCUGUAAAGGAGGAACACUGGGGUGGGAGUCAUAAACCGCAGCAAGUUGUUCUGCUGUUAGUUACCAAGCUGUGGAGUUUUCUGCUGCUUUGAACAUAAAUGAAGGCUUUCAAUUAUUAAACUGACCGUGAUUUCUUUAGUGCACUACAAAGCAAGAGACUGCAACACUUCAAUCAGCCAACAGGGGGAGACAAACCCCACUUAAACUGUUGGAGGAGCUCUCAAUGUAAAUAAACAUUACUGUACAUCUAGCCUUGGUUUGCCUGCCUUAUUCAUCUUUGCUUUAAAUUUUUUAUUUAUUAUUGGUUUUUAUAGCUGAGGAAGCUUUGAGUGUAUCAUUCUAUUGUUUGGCAUAAAAAAAUCACCAAGUAUUAUCUAUAUUUAAAAGCUUCUUUGUAUUAAUUUAAAACAAAUGCUCGCUUUUUCAAUGACUCCCUUCUUGGAUAUUAGGUUAGAUUUGAUCAUGUUUCACAGUUUUGGAUUUUUAACUUUCACCAUAUGUGUUUUAGUUGUUUAUUAUCUUUAUAAUUAAUGUCAUAAGGCCUUGGUCAACUGGAUUUUUCCUGUACUUGCAGCUUAUCAAAAGCUAAAAGUUGACUAUCAUCUGGUACAGCUGCACCAGAGAAGAUUAUGCUCCACUUAAAGUGCUAAUAAAGGAACAGAACAC